Geodia barretti is the source of this 876-nucleotide messenger RNA. The record is from the annotation of a GenBank genome assembly. Lineage: Eukaryota; Metazoa; Porifera; Demospongiae; Tetractinellida; Geodiidae.
AUGUCUCCGUCUGAGCGCGAUGAGAUUAUCGCACUGGUGACGCGGCUUCAAGAGCAGAUCGCCGAGUUGAUGGCGGCCAACGAGGAGUUGCGGAGGCAACUCGCGGAGUCCCACCGGAGCGGCAGGCGUCAGGCGGCACCGUUCUCGAAGGGCAAGCGCAGCAGCAAGCCCAAGCGUCCUGGCCGCAAGCCUGGUAUGGGCCUGUUCAGCUACCGCAAGCCGCCAUCGGCCGAAGAGAGUCACCGGGCCGGUUGUAGAGGUGCCGGUGUCGGAGGACACAUGCCCCGAUGUGGAGGCAGCCUUGUGGAUGAGGGAGAGAGUAUUGCCUACGUAACCGACAUACCCCCUGUUCGGCGUCCGCAGGUGAGAGCGUACCGAGUGCAGGUAUGCCGGUGCCGGUCGUGCGGCAAGGCUGUGCGAGGCCAGCAUCCCGAUAUAGGGUCCGACCAGCAUGGUGCGAGCGCGCACCGCUUGGGUGACCGAGUGAAGGCUGCGGCCCAUGUACUCCACUAUGGGGUGGGUGUUCCGGUACGGAGGAUUCCCGCUGUUCUCCGAGUGCUGACCGGGGUUGAAGUGAGCCAGGGGGCGAUCAGCCAGGACGCGCUGCGCCGUAGUGCCGAUGCGGUGGGUGAGGCCUACCGCACGCUGCGGACAUCGGUGCGAGCGAGUCCGGUUGUCCACACCGACGACACGGGCUGGCGAGUUGGAGGCGAGCCGGCGUUUCUGAUGGCGUUCGAGACGGAAGAGGCGACGGUGUAUCAGGUUCGCGCUCGUCACCGGAACGAAGAGGUGCGCGAGGUGGUUCCUGCGGACUACGCAGGGGUGAUGGUGACCGACCGGGGUCGCAGCUACGAUGCUCAGGCGCUGUCGAGGUGA